UUUUUUUUGGAUGGUUUUAUGGUAUUAGCUUCGCCUCUUGAGGUUCCAUUGAGCGUCGCGCCGUCGCUUCCGAACGCGAUUUCUCGCGUGUAACCUUCACGAUGCGCUGCUUCCUCGCCAUACACUGUCUAUUGACAACUACGCUUGCGCAGUCGCUCCCGGAUGUCUCGAGCACCCUUCAAAACAUCCUGAAGAACACAGAUAACUCGAACAAAUAUACCUAUCCCACGGACUUCACGCGCGGAAUCAUCCCGAAAGCAUUCCAUUCUCAUAACGACUAUUGGAGAGAUGUGCCAUUCUACUCGGCUUUAUCUCAUGGUGCUAUGUCCAUCGAAGCUGAUGUGUGGCUGAUCAAUGGAACGCUAUAUGUCGGCCACGAACGCGCCGCCCUAACCCCGGAGCGCACCCUCUCCUCCCUCUACAUAGCCCCCAUCCUCUCCACGCUCCAGCGCCAAAACCCCACCACCAUCUUCUCACCAACGCCCACGCUAAACGGCGUCUACGACACCUCGAGCGGGCAAACGCUGUACCUGUUCAUCGACCUAAAAACCGACGGGCCGACGACCUGGCCCGCCGUGCUCGCGGCGCUGGAUCCCCUCCGCAAAGCCGGCUAUCUCUCCGCGUACAACGACACCGCGGGCUUUACCGAGCGCCCCGUCACCGUGAUCGGGACUGGCAAUACGCCCGUCUGGCUCGUGCAAGCCGCGGAGCCCAGAGAUGCGUUUUACGAUGCGCCGAUCCCCACGCUCGAUACUACGUUUUCUAAUAUCACGGCGGACGUGUCGCCUAUUGCGUCGACCGCUUUUUCGGCUUCCUUUGGGGGGGUGAGGAGCGGGAAGUUGAACGAUACGCAACUUGACCUGCUACGCUCGCAGAUUAAAACCGCGCACGACAAGGGGAUUAUGGUGCGGUACUGGGAUCAGCCGAAUUGGCCGAUCGGGACGCGGAAUGCGGUGUGGCGCACGCUGUGGGAUGAGGGUGUUGAUUUGCUCAAUGUAGAUGAUUUGAAGGGCGUGGCGGAGUUUUGGGAGGGCAGCGGGUGAGAGAGAGGAGAUGUGAGGGUCGCUAGGGUUGGAUGUGCCGGGUUUUGAUGCGGAGUGAUGACGGAGUACAUGAGCUAAGGUAAUGAAUGAGACGCAAAGAUCGCAUCGUAGUUAAGGAGCACGGUAUAAUUCAUGAGAAGCGAAUGCAUUUCGAAACCAAAUCUAGACACAAAGCCCAUAUGGAC
Messenger RNA from Trematosphaeria pertusa, 1228 nucleotides. RefSeq lists its product as uncharacterized. Gene Ontology annotation, biological process: lipid metabolic process. NCBI's taxonomy places the organism in Eukaryota, Fungi, Ascomycota, Dothideomycetes, Pleosporales, Trematosphaeriaceae. Gene Ontology annotation, molecular function: phosphoric diester hydrolase activity. The transcript has 3 exons. The record is from RefSeq and is a predicted model, not a curated record. The coding region runs from base 102 to 1043 and encodes 313 amino acids.